UGGGUGUUCUGACCACCCAAACCCUCACCCUCUUCUGUUUCUCUUCCCUUGGCGUUCCUGUAUCUCUCUCUCUCGGAAUUGUUUCCAAUUGCUCUCUCAAACCCUAGCUCUCGUUCUGCCUGCCUUUAUGCGUGUUCAUACUCCCGUCGAUUCGUUUUUGGAAGCUGUUGCUGUCUGAAUUUGGUGCCGUAUUGUCUGGUCGCAGAUUCUCUUCUCUCGCCCCUCGCUUUCGAAUUCCGUUCGCUGCUUCUGCGGUUCUCCGUGGAGGGUGGUGAUUGGUUUGGCUUGGUUUUGUUGGGAUUUCGUGAAAUAUCGAUUUGUUUUUUUGAAAUGGCGGGAAGCAAGCUCGAUCUUCCGGAGGAUCUCAUCGUAUCUAAGCCGUCUGAUCAAUCGUGGACUUCGAAAGUCUCCGUGGGAAGUGAUGAGGACAAGGGGCUUGGAUUACUGGACGAAACUAAGGAUCAAGCGUUGUCAGAGAACAUGCCAUUGUCUCCGCAGUGGUUGUAUGCUAGGCCAAAUGAACCGAAAAUGAUGGAAACUCAUGGGCCAAGUUCUCUAUCUCAUGGUGGUUCUACUGAUUUAAACCAGAAGGAAAUUUGGCGCACUGAUGCCUCCGAGGACAAAAAGGAUUGGAGGAAGAAUGCUACUGAACCUGAUAGUGGCCGUCGUUGGCGUGAAGAAGAAAGGGAAACUGGAUUGCUUGGUAGAAGAGACCGCAGGAAGAUGGAAAGACGUUCUGAUAAUGUUCCAGGAAAAGAAGCAACCGACAAUAGAUCAAUGUCUGUCACUGACAAGUGGAAUGAACUGAGCAGUCGCAAUUCUGGAAAUGAAGCGAGGCGCGAUGGAAAGUGGUCUUUGAGAUGGGGUCCUGAUGAGAAAGAAAAAGAUGUUAGGGUGGAGAAAAAGAUGAGUGUGGGAAAGGAAGAGUCUCAGGGUGAGAACCAAUCAGCUGUGUCAAAUGUUCGUUCUGUUGCUGAACGUGACUCAGAGUCUCGUGAUAAGUGGAGGCCUCGGCACAGAAUGGAAACUAAUCCUGGUGGACCUGGUUCCCAUCGGGUGGCUCCUGGAUUUGGGCUAGAAAGAGGUCGUGUAGAGGGGCAACCUGUGGGAUUUACUGUAGGACGUGGCAGAUCAAAUGUCUCAAUUAUAAGACCUUCGUCAUCUGGCCCAGCUGGUGCUGCUCAGUCUGACAAGAGUGGAAAUGUUCCAGGAAAAACAAUCCUCUCUGUUGACACUUUUGUUUAUCCUAGGGGCAAACUACUUGACAUAUAUCGCAAGCAAAAGUUGGAGUUAUCUCUUGCUCACUUGGCAGACAAUUUUGAGGAAGUACCUCCAAUAACUCAACCAGAUUUCAGUGAACCUCUUGCUUUCGUCACUCCUGAUGUAGUGGAGGAGGCCGUUCUGAAUGACAUGUGGAAAGGUAAAAUUACAAGCAGUGGAGUUUCCUAUAGUUCAUUUAGAAAGGGAAGAUCAGCUGAUAAUGUUUCAGAAGUGGGAGACCUUGAAUUUGAUGAGGGAAGACAGGAUUGCAUUCCUUCAGAUGUUGUAGAAGAUGCACCCAAUAGCGUACGAAAAGAAACAGUGGAUAUUCAUGAAGCUAGCAUGUAUAGUGCAUUUAUUGAUGCUUCACUCAAAACAGAGAGAACUGCUGACGAUGAAGGAAAAUAUGAAGCUUCAGAGAUUAGACAUGGAAAUGGACUGGAUAUUGGUGGUGUACAGUCUCUGAAUGGUUCUCCAUAUGAUGCUAUUCAACUUCCAACUGCAGAUUCUGUUAUUAAUCAGCACUCCUUGUUUGAUCCUAUCAAGAUGACCCCAGCAGUUGACGUUAAUAAUAAACAUUCUGAAGAGUCGAACACACUUUUUUCUAUGCCUACGUCAGAGCAUGAUUGGGAUGGCCAACUCCAUAAGAUUGGUAGCAGAUCCUAUGAUAAUUAUGCUGAUAAAGGAAUUGCUCCUGAGGAAUUAAGUUUGUACUAUCGGGAUCCCCAAGGGGAGAUCCAGGGUCCUUUUCUUGGAGCAGACAUCAUUACAUGGUUUGAUCAAGGUUUCUUUGGGACUGAUUUACCUGUCCGUUUAGAAGGUGCUCCUGAGGAGACUCCUUUCCUAGAAUUGGGUGAUGUUAUGCCUCAUUUGAAAGUUCAUCAUCUUUAUGAUAAUGAGACUGGUUUCAGCUCUAAUGUAGAGAAUGCAGAGGCUACUUCAGAAACUCACUUGCAGAUUCGUGUACCUCAAUCAACUCCUUUCACUGCACUUGAUGGAUCUGGUUCCCAUUUACCAGAUUUUGAUCCUCUUUCUAACAAUUCAAAAGUAUCUGAUUAUCAGCAUCGUCUGUCACAUCACUUGUACGCUCACGGGGGAGAUUUCCAUGAUUUAGGUGCCCAAGAUGAAGAAAUUGUGUUUCCUGGGAGACCUGGAAGUGGUGGCAGUGCUGCAGGGAAGGUGUUCAGGGGAUAUGGUGAACAAGCUGCAAACAGUGGCAAUCAAUUAUAUGUUGCUAAUGAACCUGCUGAUUCAGGUGUUUUGAAUCAGGAAGAGAAUAAGUUACAUCCUCUUGGGUUGUUGUGGUCUGAGCUUGAAAGAUCAUAUGCAAGGAAUGAUCCUGCAACUACAUUCAGUGGAGGUGUUCCAGAAAAAAUUGUAAAUCCUGUGCCAGGAAGGGCUGCCCCUUCUGGUGCUGUGGCUGAUCCCGCUCAUAUCCCCGAGCCUUGGUAUGAUGCUUAUGGUAGGAGUGCACUCCCUGAUUCUGACAUUUAUCAGAAUAUAAUGGAUGCUCGGCAUUACUCGAGGAAGGAGCAAGAGCUUAAUCGCAUUGGUUUAGCAGAAAAGCAUCUUCCCCAACAACUUCUGCAGCAGCAUCUUCAACAACAGGGUAUGAUUCCUUCUCACAAUAUGAACUUGAAUGAAUCAAUGCUUGAGGAAGACCCGAGUCUGAAAAUGAUGCACCACAAACAACUUGCUGGCCUGAUGGGGCAGGAUGCCGAACACAUCCUGGCCCUUCAGUUGCAACAACAAAGACAGCUGCAAAUGCGUCAACAGCAGCAACUACUGGAACAACAGAAGUUCCAUCAACAGCAAGCAUUGCUGAAAGAGCAGCGGGAGUCUGAAGCCAGGCAGGCUCUACUUGAGCAGCUGAUGCAGAGUCAAUUUCAUGACUCUGGUCGGGGGCAGUCACAUAUAGAUGCACUUCGAUCCAAUGCUGUUUUGGAGCAGGCCAUACUGCAGCAGCAAGCUCUACUUUCAAGGCGUCCUGAUCUAUCCAUGGAGCAGUUAAUUCAAGCAAAAUUUGGUCAAACAUCUCAUCAAGGCCAUCAAAAUGAGUUGAUGGAAAUCUUAUCACGAGGAAGGCAUGGGCAGAUACAUCCACUAGAUCAACAAUUUAUGCAGCCUGAACAGUUGCAGGGAAGGCAGCUGCCUUUAGGAUUGAGGCAGCAAUUAGAACUUGAAGAAGAAAGACGAUUUAAUCCUGGUUGGUCCCUUGAUGAUGCUAGUCAGUUCCACAGAAAUUCGGUUGCCUCUCGUAGAGCAGCCCCUUUGGAUUUCUAUUCCCAACAAAUACCAACUGAUGAGCGGCUCAUGCACCUUGAAAGGAAUCUUUCUUUGCAAGAUAGACAUCAUGGUCUUUAUGACCCUGGCAUGUUACCCUUUGAGCGAUCUAUGCCAUUGAAUGUUGAUGCUGCCGGGAUGAAUCAUGAUGUUGUCAAUUCCAUGGUUCGUGCUCAGAGUUUGGAAAUGCAGGAGCAGAUGGCAAAGAUGAACUCUGGUGGUCAAGGUGGUGGGUUUUUAUCUGGUGUUUAUUCACAGCAGCAGGCCAACCAUCCUUUAAUACCAAAUCAAUUCAAUGCAUCACAAUUGGAUGCAUUGGAUGGUCAUUGGUCUGAUCGUAACGGUCAGCUACCCAAUGAGGGUAUGGAAUCAAUGGUUCAACAGCAUCUUUAUAGUGAGAGGCAGAGAAUGGAAUCAGAAGUCAAAAGAAUGAAUGAAGAUAGUUUUUGGAUGUCAGCAGGAACAAAUGACGAUACUUCCAAGCGGUUGCUUAUGGAGUUGCUGCAUCAGAAGUCUGGCUUCCCAUCAAGUGAACAGUAUGAUGGAAGUAAUGGAACAGUGCAUGAUAGAAGGCCACCUUCAAGUCAAUAUUCUGGGUCAAGCAUAGAUCAGUCAGCAGAUCAAGAACCAGGUUUCAACAAAUCAUUAGCUGUUGGAUCUUACGGUUCAGAUUCCGGGGGACGUCUGCAGAGUCAAUUGUCCAAAGGGAUGCUUGGUGUCCUGGAAGGUGGAGCAUCUCUUGAAGGAAGACCAGUUGCUUCCAACAUUGAUGACAGCUAUAAGGGGUUCAUCUCAGAUGCUCGAGAAGGCAUAAUGGAACGGGCUGGUGACACAUCCAUCGAUAGAGCUGAAAUGCCCGUCAAUAUCCUCAGCAGGCAAAUGUCACUUGGCUCUUCUGCUUAUCCAAGUGAAAAGAUUGGCUUGCGUGACUCGUUUAUGGAGGAUGCCACAAAGGAUAGGUUGGGAUCUUCCAGUUCGAAAGGACAAGAAAAUAUCUUGCUAAGGCAUCCUCCUAUGCCGCGCCCUGCAUCUUCUCAUGAAGGCUUGUCAAAUCUUCCUGCUGAUCCAGUUUCCAAAGGAAGAAGCCUUUCAAAUACGGCUCCAUCUGACGUUUGCUGUGUGUGUGCUGGUUCAGGCGGGAAACCAGAGGCGGGAGGUAGUAAUGCAAGAAACACAGAAGGAGCAGCAAGUCGCAGAGGAGGAGGAGGUGCCUCUGCUGAAUCUGCUGCACAGUUUAGGAGGACAUCAUCCUGCAACGACGCUGAUGUAUUAGAGACUUCUUUCAGUGAUAUGCUGAAGAGCAGUGGCAAGAAACCACCAGCACCAGCAGCUCAAUCUCAGGUAGGAGGAGGUUCAGAGUCAUCGGGAGCAGAGGGAGGAGGAGGAGGUCGAAACAAUAAGAAAAAGGGGAAGAAGGGUAGGCAGAUAGACCCGUCGCUGCUGGGAUUCAAAGUAACGAGCAACCGAAUCAUGAUGGGAGAAAUACAGCGGAUAGAGGAUUGAUUGAUUGAUUUAUUAUUGUUGCUUAAUUAACAACAAGUGAGAGAAAUACUAUGUAGGUAGGUAGGUAGGUAGGUAGGUUUGGAUAUGGCAAUGGCAGGCAUUGUACAGAUCUUCUCUUCUCCUCUCUUGUCUAUUCUAUUCUUUUUUAUUUUA
Andrographis paniculata is the source of this 5199-nucleotide messenger RNA. RefSeq names its product protein ESSENTIAL FOR POTEXVIRUS ACCUMULATION 1-like. Bases 331 to 5046 code for a protein of 1571 amino acids. The record is from RefSeq and is a predicted model, not a curated record. Gene Ontology annotation, molecular function: protein binding. NCBI's taxonomy places the organism in Eukaryota, Viridiplantae, Streptophyta, Magnoliopsida, Lamiales, Acanthaceae. The transcript is spliced from 12 exons.